Molecule: messenger RNA, 2569 nt
Organism: Papilio xuthus (Asian swallowtail)
Lineage: Eukaryota; Metazoa; Arthropoda; Insecta; Lepidoptera; Papilionidae
Product: otopetrin-2
Exons: 15
Coding region: 178-2520 (780 amino acids)
Biological process (GO): proton transmembrane transport
Cellular component (GO): membrane
Molecular function (GO): proton channel activity
Source: RefSeq, a predicted model, not a curated record
AAUUAUUUUUUUAAUAUCACAUUUGCAAGCAACAAAUCGCACUUUGUGUCGUACAAAGAAACUGUUUACCGUGUUAAUAAAUUAAAAUGGCGUUAUUUUAUUUCGUUGCAUUGAAAUAAAGGAAAUUAUAUUUUUACAAAUCACUUGUUUUUUGAUUGUAACUAGUUUUAUUGUAAAAUGGCAGACCCACAAGUGGCUCACAAACAAGUGAUGGAUGAAAUAGUGAAUAGAAAGAAAUUAGGUGAUAAAAAAUCUCAUUCGGAAACAUCGCUUCAAAAUUUAGAAGACAUUGACGAAAGUACUAUUGACGGUGGAAAAGAUCCCGGGGUAGUAAACAAAACACUAAACGGUGUUACAAAUGAAGAUGACGGUGGUGACAGGCGGCGGACGAUGUCGACACCGGGCCCGGUGUCGGGCAGCCUGCUGACGGCGACCGCAGCAAGGGCCGCACGCCGCCGCCCGCCCCGUAGCGUCAUGUACGCACCCGACCUAGAGCGCACUGAUUCAACCAGUAAGAGAGAUGAUGAUUCGAUUUUAGGAACGCCAAUAGGAGAUCGAAAUAGUGCUAGUCCAGUGUUAUAUAAUGGCAAUAUACGUAAUAAUGGAGAUGCCAAAUCUUUAAAUAGCCUUCGUGUAUACAACACGCUUAAUGACGUGCGCGGUGGCACAACUCCUAGAAAACGCUCCGUGGCCACCAUGGACGCGCAGUCCCUACGCUCGGUGGACACCCACGCACCUCCUCCCACCAGCCCAGAAGAUAAUAAACGACUUACAUUGAAAUAUAUGACAUUAAUAUUGAGCGGUAUGUACGCUAUACUGCUGGUGACAUUGGGUGUUAUUUUCAACCUCGCUGAUCCUUUUGUGGAUAUGCAUUUAGCUACGAUAUACUCAUUAGUUUUAACUGGUGUUGGAUUCUUGUACGUAAUGUAUUUACUAUUUGAUAUUGGUAGAUACAAAGGAAACGCACUAAAGAAUCAAAAAGCUAAAGAGAUUCAUGAAGAGAAACUAUCUGAAUAUUAUAGGAAACGAGAAGAAGAGUUCGGGCCAAUUAUAGCAGGGGACCGCACGCCCGAUAGUUACAGAUCACUGAAAAUACCAUCUGCGUUGCUCGUGACACUGAAACAUGACUAUUGCUUCAGCCAGGGCCGGCAUUCGGGUAGCUUUUACCUUAAAUUGGGAGCUGCCGGUUUCGCUCUCGGACAUCUUGUACAUUCCGUUCUGCUGAUCACUUUACAAAUAAACUAUUAUCUUGACGACAACAUUAACAAUCAAGACUGCGUAGACGUAUUGCGAUUAGUUCUUGACGUCGUGAAUCCAUUAUUUUCUUUCGUUCAACUAUAUUUUAUUUUUAAAUAUUCCAACGUGAUCAUUUUGCGAGGGCAGGGUUUGGCGCAUUUUGGUUUUAUGCAUAUGAUUGGAAGCAGUCUAUGUUUUUGGAUUGCGACCAUUGUUCGAGAGACUGUGUUGGCGUUGACACUUUAUGCGAAUUCUAAAUAUGGAAAUAGAACGAACGGCUAUGAAGUCGAAAUUAAUUUAGAUCCAGUGUUUACAUCAGCAGAAAGUCGAAUUUUCGAUAUCAGUAAUCUGUACAACGAACAUUGCCAGGGAUCCGGUGCUAUAUCCUCUGUAUUUGAAAGUGUAUCUCCAUAUCUGUACCCAUUUAGUGUUGAAUUCAAUAUUCUUAUAGUUGCUGUAUACUAUAUAAUUUGGAGUAACAUUGGUCACUGUGAGAACGCAGAUGGAGACAAAAGUGAAUCAAAUUCAAGCUUAGGCGAAAACUAUUCAGUAUGCAAAAUACCAACUGCAAGUGAAGAGAACGAUUACACUAGCAAUAUGGUUAUUUAUGCGGACUGCCAUGCUUCGAACCGAGGGCUUUUUGUCGGCUUAAUAAUAAUUGUUAUUGUUUUGGGAAUGCUCAUUAUUGGGUUCGUCUUCAGUAGUGUUGGCGAUAAUUUCCUGGAAGUGGGUUACCUCCUUAACAACUGCACGAAGCUGGGCCUGCACGUGAUAAUGCUGUUCGCCGCAGUCAUAGCUUAUAAUCAAACGAUCAAGCUUGAUAUAAACGAACAUCCAAUCUCCUUGCUAGACGAUGUCCUACUUUUCAUAUGUCUGCCAGCUUUCUUCCUAGAAUCCGUGCUGUCACUGGCUGCUACAGUGUCAGUAGAAAACAUUAUCAAAUCCAUCGAUUUCGUAGUUAUGGUGGUACAAGUGAUCAUACAGACAUUCUUGUUAGUAGACGGUCUUCGUCGCUGCAGUAAUAGCAGAAAGCUGCGAAGAACGAAGCCGGGACGAGAGCUCAUGAUGUUUAUGAUCAUCGCUAACGUAGCAAUGUGGCUACACUACUCAUUCUCUUACAAAUCACCAGAUAGUUUGGACGAAAGAUAUGAAUUCUAUGGUAAAAUACUAUGGAGUAUACUCGGACAUAUAUCUCUACCACUUAUUAUGUUCUACCGAUUCCACUCCAGCGUUUGCUUUGCUGAUAUAUGGAAUUCUGCGUACAAACCUGGUUCAGAUCAUUAAAAUAACACUAGAAAUGUUAAUAAAUUAUAUAAAAGAAAUGUGUAAAUUA